This is a messenger RNA of Polistes canadensis, 2935 nucleotides long. RefSeq names its product torso-like protein (gene tsl). Bases 680 to 1720 code for a protein of 346 amino acids. Lineage: Eukaryota; Metazoa; Arthropoda; Insecta; Hymenoptera; Vespidae. The record is from RefSeq and is a predicted model, not a curated record. The transcript has 4 exons.
CGAGCAAACGAACGAGCGAGAAAACGAACGAACGAACGAACGAACGAGUAGCGAAGGAAGGAAGGAGCCCCGGCCUCUUGGUGAAGUCGCCGAUUCGAAUAUCCGUCGCAGUUGCGGAUGCUCGUUCGAAGCGACGAGAUCGAGAGCAAGAGACGCAACAGGCAAAACAAACGCGAUCGCGAUCGAUCGUGAUCGAUCGAUCGAUCGAUUGAUACAUCAAUACUCUUUUUUUUUGUUUGUUCUUUGUAUCGUGUCUCGUGUCGUAAUUAUUAUUGGACACAGUGAUCUUAAAAGGUGUGUUUUGUCACAUAUUCGAAAAAGAAUUUAUUUUUCAUAUCUCGCUCGCGUGACACUCGAUGAUUAAUAAAUAAGGAUCCUUUGGAAAGUGGCUUUUGAGAUUUCUUGAAAUUAUUGUAUAAAUCAACUUGGAAGAUAUCGAUCUUUAGAGGAGAAAGAAGAGAAGGAGGAAUAGGAGGAUCUAUGAAGAUUUAUCGAGCAAAAACACGUUUUUAAGUUUCUAACAAGAUGCUCGUCGCUUCUUCGAAGAUCAUUUAAAACGAUUGUUGUAUGGUUAGUCUUUAUCCGGUGACGACAGAGAUUAGCAAUCAAAGUGUUAAUUGGAAAUGGAGAGACCUUGAAUUUGUCAGAUAGGACCAUUUUCGGUGUCCAUCCUCGCGAGAUGUGGACGAGUAGGAGCUUGGGUCUCCUGUUAACGAUACUGAUCGUCCUGAUCGGGGAUCGCAUAACGAGCUCUCAAAAGCCUCAUCUUGGUGGUGCUGUUAACGUUUUCACUCGCUACGGUUACCUAAGCAUCAGUAUGAGGGUUGUGCCGCGUAAUGACACGGACACUUGGAUAUUUCGUGAGCCAACUUUAGAUGUUUUUAAGAAUCCAAAAGCUAUACCAUCUAAUCAAUUGCAACAAGGGAAAUCGAUGAAUAGCGUAUUCGAUGGUGAUUUUCACAUGGAAUUUUGUGACAACGUAAGACAACUCCUGCAAGCAUAUUUCCGUGAUUUCACUUUCGAGAAAUUAGAAAGACCUUGGCGAGCGUUCACUGCCAGUUGGUCUAAAGCUGCCAUCGCUAGGCAUCUUGGUAUAAACGCAUCUUUCAUCGGCGGCGAUUAUUGUUACGUUCUUGUACGGGUCGCCAGAUUUCGAGAAAAUCAAAAGCUCGUUGCUACAGCUGAAUCAUUAAUCCUCGACGAAGCUGUACUCAGAGAAACAGAGAACGUCACAGUUGGUGAUACCUUUAGUGUCAUUAGCUUCAUCAGGAACUAUGGCUCUCAUUAUAUCGCUUCUUAUAUCACUGGGAAUUCACUCUAUCAGGUAUUUGUUUACACUCCUCAAGUAUAUCUACGUAUAAAGGAACGUUUAAAAAUACGUGGUGUCUCCGAGCUUUCAACAUUGGAACUAAAUAAUUAUUUCUCACCUUGGUACGCCGAACACAUGGGUGCCAUACAAUCCGCAAGUGGAAAUCGUUCAGUAGAAGCUUGGGCUGUUGAAAGACUUCGAGUACAUUAUUACAUCUUCUCGUAUGCCAGCUUGCUGAAACUUCACGGUGAUGCUGCCUUACUCAGACAAUUAGAUGGCUUGCUCGGAAACGAGGCACUCUUACAACUCCAACUUCGUACUUUGGCACCAAUUUUCAAAGAUUUGAAGAAACGCGAGUGGUUCCUAGAAGUGAUCGACAAUUAUUUUAAGCUUUGGGAAGUGAACAUGUGAGAUGGUUAAAUUGCAAUUACGACGAAUGCAAUGUCGUAAAAAAAGAGGUCUUCGUUUCAUAGUGAUUCGUUAGAGGAAUAUGAUGUUACGAUCUUUGAGAUCCAAGAUUGUUCGAGAUGAUUUAUAUAACUGACGAUGAUCGAGAACCGGUUCGAUAAUUUUAUGGAUUUCCUCUUUGAUUUAAACGUUCCUGGAAAGCCGUACUGAACUAUAUAUUACGUACACACGACUUUUCACGUAUUUAGCCCAACUCUGUUAUAUUGUUAUAAAUAAGUAUUUAUUAUUAUAAUCGUUAAUAGAAAACAUUUUUAUACAAAAAGUUUGUAAUAUAUCACAAGCGUUAUUCAAUAAGAUCUCUAAUCGGAAAACGCGCUGAUUAGAAUGUCAUCUAGAUAUAAUCGAUCUAUCGAAUUAAAAUAUUUUAAUCUUAUUUUCUAGAUUAAGUAGGAAAAGAAAAGAAAAUUCUAUUUUAAUAAUGAAUCUCUAUCGCGAUCGUUAUUGGAUUGCUUUUAAUAAUAUGCUCAAAGAUUUAUAGACGUAACGUUGCUUAUUCUUCAAUUAAUUUAAUAUUAAUAAAGCAGCUGCGUUUUCCGUUUGAUUAUUUACGUUAAUUCGUUUGAUAUUGGGAUUAAAGUAUUUGACAUCAUUUAUUUUUACGAUUACACAUGUUGGACGGUAAUUAGAAUAAUUGUUGUCGUCGUCAUUUUUUUUUCUCUUUUCUUUUUAUGUAUACGAAAAGAACUUAUUCUAUUGGCACGAUGAACCUACUGGAUUAGAUAUUAGAAAAUUAUGCGAAUUUUAUGGUUUUAUAGUGUUUUUUAUUAUAAUACGCGAUCAGUCCCGAAUUGAAUAUGUUUUAUUCAUCGAAUUUUAAACGUAUUAUAUUAUAGUAUCCUAAAUGAUAGAAAAAACGCUAUUUACGCGCAUCAAUUCGUAUAUUGUGCUCCUUAAAAAGUAUUUCGAUAAAAGACUUGUACAUAUUGUUUAUCGAUAAAAUUAGUUAUUUGUUGUACGUUCAUCUUGUGUAGAUGGGUGAAGUUAAAAUUAUGCAAACUACAAAUGUAUCGACUCGAUAUUCACAUUGUCUUUAGAAUAUUGUGCUUGAAAUUCUUUCUCAGGUUACGGACAUGGAAAGUAUCUAUAAGUAUAUUUUCUAUCGAGAGUAUCACUAUUAAUUGACAUCUAUAACAAGAACAUAAAAUUACUUUUCAAGUA